CCGCGGACAUGGCUGGUCCUCUCAGUCAGACGGCGGCGCGUCGAAGGGGCUUCGGUGAUGGCGGUUAAAAAAAAAUAAUGUAAAUAUCCAUCGGCGGUUGCUUAAAUCGACAGGAUUUAUAAAUUCAUUAAGUGAAGUGUUGUGCAUUUUAGCCGCUGAGAUGAAGCGGUGCAAGUCCGAUGAGCUGCCCCUGGAUGAGGAGCAGGGGGUGAAGCAGGGAGCUGGUGCUGAUGCUGCACUAAGGCAGCAAGGUGAUGCUGCUCCAACAGAUGCUGCCUGCCCAUCGCUCUCACUGCCUCCAUCAUCCCGCAACAGCAAAACUCAAGAUCUGAAGAAAAUCCAGCAGCUAUCUGAAGGAGCUGGUUCAGGUGGUAUGUUUGGACAUGGUCUGAAGCAACUUUUCCACCAUCGAAAGCGGUCUCGAGAACGUGAUCAGAGUAUGCAAGAUUCUUCUCAACUUCACCACCAUCCUCAUGGACACUCUGAUCAUGACUCUGCAGAUGAAAAGGAACGGUCUCCUGAGAUGCACCGUGUGUCCUAUGCCAUGUCUCUCCAUGAUCUUCCUGCUCGUCCCACAGCCUUCAACAGGGUGUUACAGCAGAUCCGGUCUAGGCCAUCCAUCAAGAGAGGAGCCAGCCUCCAUAGCAGCAGUAGAAGGUCAAAAAGUGGCCCAGCUGAAACCCAGAAAGGGAGUCCUCAUCUUGUGCGGAAGGCACCUCAGGACAGUUCACUGACUGCAAUCCUGCAGCAGCAUCAAUACAGACCCAGGUCAUCUUCCACCACAGACACAUCACUUGCUGCUGGAGAGAUCAGCAUCACCCACCUAACAGGGGACGAGUCAGAGCGGAUCACUGAUAAGCUUGAAAAGGGAGAUGUGAGUACACUCAGUUUGCCAGCAAACACCAGCCAUGGGGGCUCAGACUCCAACAUCAGCCUUGAUGUGCCUGAUGGGACCCCAGAUCCUCAUAAGACAAAAGCCGCCAUAGACCACCUUCACCAGAAGAUCCUGAAAAUCACAGAGCAGAUAAAAAUCGAGCAAACUGCACGGGAUGAUAAUGUAGCCGAAUACUUGAAGUUGGCCAACAAUGCAGACAAACAGCAAGCUUCGCGUAUCAAGCAGGUCUUUGAGAAGAAGAACCAGAAAUCGGCACAGACAAUUGCACAGCUGCACAAGAAGCUAGAACACUACCACAGAAAACUGAAAGAGAUUGAACAAAAUGGUCUUUCGAGGCAGCCAAAGGAUGUUCUGCGGGACAUGCAGCAAGGUCUAAAGGAUGUGGGUGCCAAUGUUCGAGCUGGAAUCAGCGGAUUUGGUGGAGGUGUGGUGGAAGGUGUGAAGGGAGGCCUGUCCGGUCUCUCUCAAGUCACUCACACGGCUGUAGUUUCCAAACCACGAGAGUUUGCCAGUCUGAUACGAAACAAAUUUGGCAGCGCCGACAACAUUGCACACUUGAAAGACACAUUGGAUGAGUCACAUCAGGAAGAGACCACCAGGACUCUGAGUGGCAGUGCUACAUUAGUGUCAAGCCCCAAGUAUGGAAGUGAGGAUGAAUGCUCCAGUGCAACAUCUGGCUCUGCAGGUGGGAGUAACUCUGGGGCGGGAGCUGGAGGCAUGGGGAGCCCCAAAUCGAAUACGCUUGACAGCCAUCAUAACAACUUCGAUACUAUCCUGGAUGAACUUCGCGAAAUUAAAGAUAACCAAUCACAUCUGGAGGAUGCAAUGGAAGAUUUGAAAGGGCAGCUACAAAGAGACUAUGCUUAUAUGACGCAGUGUUUGCAAGAAGAACGAUACAGGUAUGAACGCCUGGAGGAGCAGCUGAAUGAUCUGACUGAGCUUCAUCAAAAUGAAAUGUCUAACUUGAAACAGGAGCUUGCCAGUAUGGAGGAAAAAGUGGCAUACCAGUCAGAUGAGAGGGCCAGAGAUAUCCAGGAAGCAUUGGAGUCGUGUCUCACCCGGAUCACCAAACUGGAGCUUCAGCAACAGCAGCAGCAGGUGGUGCAGCUGGAAGGGGUGGAGAACGCUAAUGCAAGGGCACUGCUGGGCAAAUUCAUCAAUGUUAUCUUGGCACUCAUGGCUGUCAUACUGGUCUUUGUCUCCACCAUAGCCAAUUUCAUCACUCCUCUCAUGAAGACACGGUUCCGGGUGCUUAGCACGCUGCUGCUGGUGCUGUUCCUCGUGUCCCUCUGGAAGCAAUGGGAAAAUAUUAUGUACUUGUCAGAACAGAUCCAGUUGCCCAGCUGAUCUGGACAUUUUUGAUAGCUGACAGAUCGGCGUGCUUUUUUUUUUUAAGACAAAGAUUCCUAACCUCUUGUUUUUCUCUUCCUCCUCUCUCACCCCACCACCUCACAUCGAUAUCGAUGACAUUGUUGGUUUGGCAGCUACGUGCAACAAUGUGAUUCACAAUGCGACGAGGCCCGAUUAGAAGGAAGAGCUGACGAACUGCGUUGCUCUUUUAAAGUACCUUAACGGAACAGGCUGUGAAAACUAGUUGCACAUCGACUGAAGGAGGCAACGAAGGAAGGAAGUUUGAGGAAGACACUGUUAAUGAAUUGUACCAUUUCAGUAUUUUUUUUUGUUUUCUUGUUAACUUAUAACAAAUAUUUAAGAGUCUUUUUUGUGGGGCAGGGAGAGAAUCGAUAUUGUUUGACUGACUGCUUAUAUGUUUAUUUAUAACUAAUAUACAUUCGAUAUAGCACAAAUGGUUUGCAAAAUCCCCUAAGCUUAAUCACAUUGCACAUUCCGGUUUAUGUGAAAACAGUCCUUGCAAGAAGUAGAAAUUAGAUUCUUUCUUCUUAAGGCACUGGGAGGAUGGGAGGUGUUGAAGAUAUUUCUUUGGGACUGCUGAACAGGCAGUGGAGGAAAUUUGCUUGGCCCUGUUGGGAAUAUUUGCAAUUGAAGAAAUGGGUAGAACGUUUGAAGAAAAUUUGCAGAUGCUACCGUGACAGAAGGAUGCCGCCACACUGGACCAUAUUUUAAAAAGAAUUUUAUUUUAAUUUUCCCAGUCUUGAAUCUUUGUCGGUGGUUUCAUUUGCUGCUGCAGCUGCCAGCAUCAGUAAAUGGGGAAACUGUUGUAGUCACAUGUUGGCUAGCCACUGCAAACAUGAAAUGGUGAGAGAUGUCUUGGUCACUGAGAUAUUGCUGGAUUAUGACACAUGACCUGCAAUUGAGGUGGGUGGGAAAGUAUUUUGAGUCACAGUAGGAUCCAUUAGUGCAGUAGAAAGUAGAUACAUUAUAACCUGUUCAAAAAUUCAAUUGACGGUGUUAUUAGGAAUUAAGACCAUCAUGAUAUGCGUUACUAGGUAGAUUUUUUACAAUUUGUUAUUUUUUUAAAUGUAUUUAAGCACGAUGGGUUAUUCCACUUUUCUCUCCCCCAUAUUUUGCAAUCACUUGACCUGUUAACCAGGCAAUGGACACAUCUCUCUGAUGGAGAGAGAGAUUUAGGUCUACAUGUUGGGUUUGGUGUGAAUAUUUUAAACAAUUAAAAUUAGAUAAGUACAUUUUUCCCAGCUGCUGUGCUGUCGUUGCAGGGUAUGUAUCAGCUUUGUGUGGGUAAGUAACGAUUGACUUAAGUUUGCUUCAUCAGAAAGCAGUGGCUUUUUGUGGUGCACUUCUUGAAUUUUUUUUAAAGAUUAUAUUUUUUAUUUAUAAGGACAAUUUGGUGAAGCGACAUGGGAAUAUUUUCCAUCCAGGUGCCAGUUGAGCAGCACCCAGUAGAUCAGGAGAUUAUAUGGGGGCAUGUUUCCCCUUUUCCUUUCUCCCCUCUUCUUCCACCCGCACCACACCCUCUCUCAUUCUCAUAUUUAGUUCCAAAGACAUUGUGAGCUAAUAGAGAAUUAUUGGGAAGAAGAAAUCGGGUGUUUGACCUUCAGCAGGCAUGAGAAAAGCAACACAGUACAACAGCAAUAGCAGAGAUUGUGGCAAUAGCCCAAACUGCUAGCAGAGCUCAUAAUGUGCUUAAGAUGUGGUCACAGAAUUGUCCACACAUCAAGCAAUCAAAUAGUUCAAUGAAAGGUUGUUUCAUCUAAAAUCAAAAUUCCAGCCCAUACCAUGGAUUCAUAUGAAGAAAGCUGUUUUACCUAUUUGCUCUUAUCUACCCAAGCCAUGACAACAAUGUGUAUGUCCCACUUUUUGAGCAUUAUUUUUGCCACAUUUCAUUUCCUGCAUUAACUACUUGGGGAAAUUUGUGCUUUCAUUGUUUCUAAUAUUUACUGUAGGGUUGAGUAAGUUUGUAAUUCCAGUAGGUAAACUGCCAAGUAAAUACAGAUUAUAUUGGGAAUCAAUCCAGAGGUGAGAGUUGGGGAGCGCAGCAAUAAAAAGCCCCCUCAAGCAAAGGUGAUUUAGAAUAGAACAUAAGAUACUUACAGUAGAGAGAAUACCAUAAAAACAUUCCCAAAGAGAACAAUACGUUUAACAUUUUUUUCCUGUUUUAAUCUGAGAAUUGCCAUCUCUUUUGGUUAUUUUUUUUAAGCCAUUAGCACCAAGGAAGCAUUGUCAGACUGAGUACUGGUUUGAAAAUCUGUGUGCACUUAAAUGGGCUCAGAAUUAUUGAAGCCUGCACAGAGAGAGCCUUCCCAUCAGUGGCCUGAAAACAGGUUAUAAGUGAGAAUGGCAGUGUUGUAGUUUUAUGGAAUUUGCUAGGACCAUGAUUUGUAUUUGCCUUGAUAAGUAAUUACGUCAAAUGGUGAGACUGAGGCAAAUAGACCUGAAGGUUUCAGGCUUGCACUGAAUUUCUAGGCUUGUUCACAAGAAUGAUUGCUUAAACAUAGUAGGGAGAAACUGUACCACGGGUCUUUGGAAAAGGAAAAGGGAAGGAGAAGCAGUAUGGAAGGAGAAAGAUGAUAAGGUCAUAAAUAUAUAAUAUGGCCACUCAGUUAGUUGCAAGUUAAAUAAUCUUAGUCCAGUUUUACUGCAAAAACAUAGCCACAGGAGAUAUGGGGCUAAUGCAAUGCUAUGCAAGGAUGUGGUGUCAGUGGGGCCAUUCUAACACCAAUAGUACAUUACAAUGUGUGUAACAGGAAGGGCGAUAAUGCAAGGUAAUAUGCCAUUAACGCAAUGGAAAUUCUCACCAUUUAGGAAGGGGUGUGCUUUCCGGUGUAGGUGCAGCAUGAGGAAAAAGGAGUGCACAGUUUGAAGGUCAGUUUGUAAUCUUCAGUUUAACAAGACAGAAUAUUUUUAUGUGAAGUACUUUUAGUUAAAACAUUUUCUUUAAAGCAUUUUUUUUUCCUGUUUUGAAAAGAGUAACUUGAACCGUUGCCUUUGUUGCAAAUUUGCUUGGUUGGUCAGAGUUAUAAAUCUACAGCUUUAUGAAGAUUGAUGAUGGAGCAUUACUGUCCUGAUCUGUUUGAUGCAGGAAUUUAAUAUAUUAAAAAUCUUAAAUCUGUGCGUGCUUCCUGUUUUAGUUUUCCAGUAUAAAUUUCGACGUCCACAUUUAAAAUCGAAGCUUACUUUGUAGACUUGUCUUGCUACAAAGGUACUCUCUUCCAGUGAUAGCACUGCUGUACCUCCACCAGCGAGAGGGUGCAGUUGUAGGGUGGCAGGUUUACAUUGGUGUUUCCAUUAAUAAAGUGGGCAUAGGAAUUUAAAAUGGAAAUGUAACAUUUUAAAAUGAGGAUUGAAUUAUAUUUGCAUGCACUGGUAAAUUUAUCCCCAGCUUCUAACCCUUGUUUAACUGAUUUUGACUCUCUGCAAUGCUACAGGACAUUAACUAAUACAAUACCUAUGUAUCAAUGAGUUAUUCAAAAUAAUAUUCUAAGGAAACCGAUUCCUGGAACUAGGACAAUUUCAAGAGAGGUAAUUAGACAUACGCAAUGCUGACUAUUGCUCCACUUGUUCCAGUAACAUCAGUAAUUACUGCUCCUAUUGGCCUUGGCAACCAGAUUGCUACACAAGUACUGGCUGGAUUUUAGUGGUUUGAAUUGUAUAACGUGUUUUUCUUUUCACCGCCUACUGGUUCCAACAUUUCUUAGUCUGUAGCCCAUCACAUUGAUGCAAGUAUAAUCAUAAGGGAUGCAAUCAAUGAGUCACAUGGAUAAUAACUGAAUUUACAAUACUGAAAAUCUAUAAUAGAAAUAUAGUAUCGACAAAUGCAGCAGGCAUCUGUGAUGGGAACGGAAAACCUGAAAAAUAAGAGGUGAGCAGGCACAUUAGUACAGUCAGAAAAGGGUGAGGGAGAAACUAUACACACACAGGCAAACCUAAAGAUGCAUGAUUGGAAUGAUGAACCAAUCUGUGUUUUAUCAUUUCACUCAUGACUUCUCUUUGUGGGCAUAUGUAUAUGCUUCCCUUUCCCUGAAUGCAUUACCAUGCUUGUGUGCCUCUUUUCGGUUUUGAAGGCAGGUCUGCAUCCCAAGAUUAACUUAUCUGCCCUCUCCACAGAUGCUGACUAGCCUGCUGUGUGUUUCCAGCAUUUUUUGAUUCAGCUAAUUGUGUGAUUUGGAUUUAGGCCUUCCAUCAGGGCCUUGAUCCCUGGUUAAGCCUGAGGCAAAUCGGUUUAUGCCUUAACAGCUGGCAAUGAAUCCCACAAAUUAACCACACCUACUGCGCGUUUUGCUGCCUGGGUACAUUAAUUUUGCACAAAAAGCCCAGGUGGAAGUGGAUGUGCCAGUUCCUGAGCAUCUACGCUAAAGCAAAUCAUUAGCCACAACACAUUUGUUUCCCUGAUUUAUGGCCAUGUAACUGGCUGACAGGAGUACAAAAGACAAAAUGAAUAGAACAAAGCAAGUUGCUAAGCCUACAACUUAACAAGCUUUCAAGUGGAUCUUAUUUUCACAAAGUUUGGAUUUGUCAUUUUGUCACAAACAUUAAAUCGUAAAUAUUGUGAGUCAUACAAUAGUAAAGUUAAUUGAACACAGAAUUAAAACCAAAGUUUUCAUUGCAGAAAUUAUCCAAUAUUGGGAAAGCAUUUCUACUCUCACCACAAUAAAAUUGAAAAAGAUUUUUUGCAUGAGUUGACAAUUUCAUUGUAAGGAAUCAGAUUCAUUCUUCGUGUGUCAGCAACUAAACAAUUAAUUGAUAUUUUCCUUUUCCACUUUAACAGUACUGUACUUUGAAGAUUUACUGCCACUUCCCAAUCAGGGUUCUCCCUGGAGAUCUUGCAGUUCUUGCAGCAUCAAGCACUUUAUGCACAAUAGACCUUUAUCGUAAAGCAGUCAAAAGGCGCAUUUAUCUUAGUGCUUAAGUACAGGAGGUAAUAGAUCCUGUUCAGGAGUGUUACCACAGUGCUGUACUGUAUUACUUUAGGUGCACAUGACUUUGCUGUGAAUAACGGGCUGCAAGAGCAAAUGCACACGACCUGAUAUUCCUCCAUUUGCUUUACUGGAACAGGCAGUCUCAAUUUGGUGGCAGAUUUGUGGACCUACAUUUUUUUUUUGGUCCAUAGUACUGUUGGUUCACUGAAUAUCAGGUUAUUUGCAUCAAAGAGUGUCACUGACAGAGGAAGAACAGCGUGUUUUCCAUUGGCUGCACUCUUGUAUUAUUUAAAAAACCUAAUAUAUAGAGAAUGUUGUGGAGAACAAUUAGAUGUGGAAAGCAACUAAAUGUCCAGUUUAUCCCAUUGGUGGCAAAGAUCUGGUAACACACUAGUGAUGGUUAUUUGAGUGUAUGAAGAACAUUCAAAGAACUGAAAAAGGAUAGCUUCCUGUUUAAUAUAACAGCAUAAUACAACUUAUCUUUAUUUUCCAAGUCCUAAUUGAAUGUUUUAAUGCUUACCAUUAUGCUGUGUGAACUAGUUUCCUCUUUUCUCCCAAAAUGGCCAGCUGCUAUUACAGAAGUUUUUUGAAAGUCCUCAAAAGUGGCAUUAAAGAAGUUGCGGGGGUGGGGUUAUACUUUUUAUUUGAGGUACACCUCCACCUUCUAGUAAAAAUAUGUGAAAAUGGAUUUAUUUUAUUUUAAUGUCAUUUCUAGUUCUCAUUCCCGGCUAAUUUGCUGUAUGACUGAGUUUGGAUUGUGCCGGAUUAAUUCUUUGGUUAGCCCGGUGUUUUAAAUAGGGACACUCCCCAUCAUGAGAAGCAAGAGCUGUUCAAUACCUCUGUAGCCAAGAAAAAUCAUGACUAUAGUUUUAAAAAUCUUUAAUCCAAGUGUUUUUCUCAUCAUCAAUUGGGAAGUACUACGGACAAAAAGUGCUCCCUCCUCAACUUACCUUCUGAGCUUAACUAAGUUUUCAAACACUAUUACAUUGGUUUAGUAAAUGAGGCAAGGAGACAGCAUGGAAAUUGAUUCCAUGCAGAGUAUGUAUUUUUGUUUUAAUGUUCUGUUUGCAUUGAUCUACAAGGUGGCCCUUUCCAUUUCAAUUGCAUAAAAUUGGGUCCUCUUUUUAAAGUGCUUUGAAAGAGCGGAUUUACAGCAGUAAUGUGUCUUUCACCUUCAUGCUACGUACAAAAAAAAUUUUCUAGUUUUGUAUUCUUGAGAAUUCAAAGAUGCAAAAGGCGUUAGAACUAGUGGACAUUCAAAAGUACAUAGCUUUUCGAGUCAAGCAUGGAACAUGAUCCUACAGCAAGCCAGGCUAGUUGUAAUGCUGUAUAAAUAAUCAUCUCUGGUUAUGUUCUCUCCUUUAACAGAAAACAUGUGUAAAACACUCCCUUUAUAGCACAUGUUGUACAGAGCCCAAAGACAGCCUUAUUGAUUAAAGGGAUCGGUCUACCUUAUUGAUUAAAGGUCUAUUGUGGUACAGUAGAGAGUAUAGAAACCCUUCUCAUGGGGUGUUGUGCAUUACAGAUUCUAAGCCCAUCUGGGUCGUACGUUCUCCAAUUGCUGUAAAGAAUGUAAACUAUUGCAGUCCUUGUUUUACAUGCAAGCUCUAAAGUUUAUUUUAUCAAGCUAUUUGAAGAGAUACCUGAAGUUAAGUUAUAAUAUGUUUUUAUUAUUGACUGAAUUAUUUAAGUUGCUAUUCUUGCUGAUGCUCCGAUAACAUGCCUUCCUGACUCUGAUGUCCUUUUCUACCUGUUUUCCUAUGUGCAGACAUCAGAUCAGUUUUAUUGCUGCACCAACUCCUGGGGAACAACUUUGUACAAUUCACGGACUGUUCCUGUGGUAUUUCCAGAGGGUGUAAAUGUUUAUUAUUUGCAGUUCCGUUAUUUCAAGAUAACCUGUACUGUUUUAAAUUUAUUUUGCUUUCAUCUUCAUAUUGCAAAAUAUUUAUUUAUUACUUGAGAGCAGUGACCUUUUACAGAUUUCUUCCACAAGUAUUACAAAGGAGAGUACUUAUUUGCAGGUGACAAAUAUGUUCAUUGCUUUUUUUAAGAAAAAAGCAUUCCUGUGUUGCAAAUUCUGAUUGGAAGAAUUCUGUGCUUGUAUUUAAAUACGAUCCCUGUUUCAAGGUGCCUCAAGGAUGGGAAAGGCAAUUUGGUCCAUUGGAAGUCCAUUCCACGUGCAGAUCACUUCUUGUGUGAAGAAAUUGUUCCUGUUAUCAUCCCCAAAAUUAUCCUUUAAUUGUUUGAACCUGUCACCUAUUGGACACCACAGAUGGCUUUCGUGUGUCCAAAGUAUGAAUUGAUGUUUUAGAAUAUAUUAAAAUAUCGGGAAAUUAACAACCCCCUACCUCAGCAUUUCAAAGUCUUAGUUUUCCCAGAGAAUCAGAUUAGUUGAUGCAUUUCCAUCCCGGUGCUCACACUACACAGGCUGUGCUUCAUUACUUGCCUUUGGUCUUAAGAGUUGAGCUUUACUUGGGGCACUAUAGUGGGGAGGGGCAAAAUGAGCUUAAGUUCCCACUCCUAAAUUGCUAUUCAGUGAUGCUGGCUGGGAAGUGUGCAUGUGUGUGGCCGUCAGGCACAAGUGUGACUGUGAUGCUGUCUAUUAUUGAAUAGCCUGACCAAGCUCAGAAUAGCCAGCGGAAGGAGAGUGGAGAUACCAGAGGGCUGCUGACUUGUUUGGAACUAUCACGAGGAGUCUGUGAUUGGAAACAAUGUUGGGGGGGUGGGGGGUGGUUAGGAUGGCUGGUGAGGGAGAAAAAUUAAAACCUCUCUGUAUGUUUGGCAAGCUCUGCUAACACUUGGAUUCCACGGGGAACUUAUCAAAGCUAUAUAGUUGGUUUGUCCAAACCUAAAAUCUCAAAUUUCAAUGCCAGUUUCUUUGGCCCUCAAGGUGCUUAAUUAACCAUGCAGCUGAACUCUUUUGCCGUGCAAAACACAUCCCCAUGCCAAAGAAUUUGAUAUUGGUUCUGUCAUUGAGAUGUUUACUUAGGUUGACAAAGAAUCAUGGAAUGAGUUAUACAUUUUUUGGGUGGGGGGCAAUAACUCAAUUGGCAACAUUAUCCGAUUAACAUUGUUCUGUAUAAAUGGCAAGGAUGAAGAAGUUCUUGGUUACUUAUAGUCACUGAUCCCCUGGGAAACUUCACCUGCCAGUGUUCCUUGUUAUCCAUAUGUGCUCAGCAUAAAGAUCUGGGCCCAAGAGUUUUCAAGGAUACACUUUAUAUCGGAAUCUCCCAUCAUCCAUUCAUUGUAUUUUAUUUUCUAGAAGAAUAAAUGUUCUAGAUAAAUGUACACCUCUGCAUACAAUCGAAACAAAAACCUGAAAUAAAAUUGUCAAAAAAUAAA
This is a messenger RNA of Carcharodon carcharias (great white shark), 10530 nucleotides long. RefSeq names its product transmembrane and coiled-coil domain family 2 (gene tmcc2). Gene Ontology annotation, biological process: amyloid precursor protein metabolic process. The transcript is spliced from 7 exons. The record is from RefSeq and is a predicted model, not a curated record. NCBI's taxonomy places the organism in Eukaryota, Metazoa, Chordata, Chondrichthyes, Lamniformes, Lamnidae. Gene Ontology annotation, cellular component: endomembrane system. The coding region runs from base 161 to 2242 and encodes 693 amino acids.